Centrocercus urophasianus (Greater sage-grouse) is the source of this 3940-nucleotide messenger RNA. It is a transcript of the gene KLHL20, whose product is annotated as kelch like family member 20. The record is from RefSeq and is a predicted model, not a curated record. Gene Ontology annotation, molecular function: protein binding. NCBI's taxonomy places the organism in Eukaryota, Metazoa, Chordata, Aves, Galliformes, Phasianidae. The transcript has 12 exons. Bases 275 to 2104 code for a protein of 609 amino acids.
GCCGUCCGCUUCCUGCCGCGGAGGAGGGCCGGUGGCGGGCCGGGCUCGGAGUGAAGCCUCUGCAGUUGAGACAUCGUUAAUCCAGGCUGCAAAUUUUAUAGCUGGAUUAGAGCUUGAAGGCAUAUUAGGAUGUGGAUUUGGUCAGCUCCGCUGUUGCAGAGUCAGACUGAAGAGAGGAAGGAAGGCUCUUGUUUCACAGCAUCACUGUUUUUCUUCUUUUUCUUCCUUCGGAUCGGGUUCUGAAGUGUAGGGUGAAGGUUUCUCUUCGUGGUGCAUGGACGGAAAGCCAAUGCGCAGGUGUACCAGUACUCGACCAGGGGAGACCGGAAUGGAUGUGACCAGCCGAUGCACACUGGGAGAUCCUAACAAGCUGCCGGAAGGGGUGCCGCAGCCUGCGCGUAUGCCUUACAUCUCCGACAAGCACCCUCGGCAGACUCUGGAAGUCAUCAAUCUUCUCCGGAAGCACCGGGAGUUGUGUGAUGUGGUGUUGGUGGUAGGUGCCAAGAAGAUCUAUGCUCACAGGGUGAUCCUGUCCGCCUGCAGCCCGUACUUCCGAGCCAUGUUCACUGGGGAGCUGGCAGAGAGUCGGCAGACAGAAGUGGUGAUCAGAGACAUCGACGAAAGGGCCAUGGAACUGCUCAUUGACUUUGCCUACACCUCUCAGAUUACUGUGGAAGAGGGAAAUGUCCAGACCUUGUUGCCAGCUGCUUGCCUUCUCCAGCUGGCUGAGAUCCAGGAGGCCUGCUGCGAGUUCCUUAAGAGACAGUUGGACCCUUCCAAUUGCCUGGGCAUCCGAGCUUUUGCUGACACUCACUCGUGCCGUGAACUGCUGAGGAUUGCUGACAAGUUCACCCAGCAUAAUUUCCAGGAGGUAAUGGAGAGCGAGGAGUUCAUGCUGCUUCCUGCCAAUCAGCUCAUAGACAUCAUAUCCAGCGACGAGUUAAAUGUUCGCAGUGAAGAGCAGGUGUUCAACGCAGUGAUGGCCUGGGUGAAAUACAGCAUUCAGGAAAGAAGACCCCAGCUGCCACAGGUCCUCCAGCACGUUCGCCUGCCACUGCUGAGUCCCAAGUUUCUUGUGGGCACAGUGGGCUCUGAUCCUCUUAUUAAGAGCGAUGAGGAAUGCCGGGAUUUAGUGGAUGAAGCCAAAAACUAUCUCCUGCUACCCCAAGAGCGACCGCUGAUGCAAGGACCGAGGACUAGACCACGCAAACCCAUCCGCUGUGGAGAGGUGCUCUUUGCAGUGGGGGGCUGGUGUAGCGGGGAUGCAAUCUCCAGCGUGGAACGGUAUGACCCUCAAACCAAUGAGUGGAGGAUGGUGGCUUCCAUGAGCAAAAGGCGCUGUGGCGUUGGUGUCAGUGUUCUGGAUGAUCUUCUGUAUGCAGUGGGAGGCCACGAUGGUUCUUCUUACCUGAACAGUGUAGAAAGGUACGAUCCAAAGACGAAUCAAUGGAGCAGUGAUGUGGCCCCCACCAGCACCUGCAGGACCAGUGUUGGAGUAGCAGUUCUUGGGGGCUACCUUUAUGCAGUGGGUGGCCAGGAUGGUGUCUCUUGCCUCAACAUUGUGGAAAGGUAUGAUCCCAAAGAAAACAAAUGGACUCGAGUGGCUUCCAUGAGCACCAGGCGCCUGGGAGUUGCAGUGGCUGUUUUAGGGGGCUUUCUCUAUGCAGUGGGAGGCUCUGAUGGAACUUCUCCUCUCAAUACAGUGGAACGAUACAAUCCUCAGGAGAACCGCUGGCAUACGAUUGCACCCAUGGGGACGAGGAGGAAGCACCUGGGCUGUGCAGUGUACCAAGACAUGAUAUAUGCUGUGGGAGGCAGAGAUGAUACGACGGAGCUUAGUAGUGCUGAGAGAUACAACCCUCGAACCAACCAGUGGUCUCCUGUCGUGGCCAUGACAUCCAGACGGAGUGGAGUUGGCCUUGCAGUGGUGAAUGGACAGCUAAUGGCCGUGGGAGGGUUUGAUGGCACAACGUACUUGAAGACCAUUGAGGUGUUUGAUCCAGAUGCUAACACAUGGAGGUUGUACGGAGGGAUGAACUACCGGCGGCUGGGAGGAGGAGUGGGUGUUAUCAAAAUGACACACUGUGAAUCCCAUAUAUGGUAAGCACCAAGAGAGAGGGAGACCCCCUGGUUCCCAUUCCUAGAUCAACUGAAGAGACUUGUUGACACUGGACUCUUUGCGGCUCUCGUAUGGAUGGUCUAGACCUGAUGUAACUCUUUGCCGUUGGUUCUUUCUAUGGAAUUAUUAAAAUGACUUCUGUGAGAGUGUGCCCAAUGGGAGACCACAUUGUCAGCCUCCAGGGAAUCACUGGACAAAAGUAGAAGUGUUGCUUAUGUCCAUAUUUUUUUUCUAACUAGUCUACAAUUUUGAAUAAACCAAACUGUACAAUUCACCAUAGCAUAAACAAUGCCAAUGCACAGACUACAAGCUACAAUGGGAGUCUGGCAAGGAGAGUGUCCUGCCUUUCCCUCCUGCUGUGAGCAUUGGAUGUGGCAGCUGUGUUGGUGGGUGAAAGAGGAAGGUGAUAGAGAAAACAUUGCUUUUGCCUUAUUUACAGAGAGCUUCAAAAAAGAUAAAAGUACUUGAUCUGCAAGGUGCCACCUUUGCACAGAAGCUUUCCUGUGCACAGAGUAUAUUUAUUUUUUCAUUUAAUUUGUAUCACGUCUUUUCUUUGUAUUGCUCACAGCGCUGAUUCCAGCUUUUUAUAUACAUAUAUAUGUGUGCAUAUAUAUGUAUUUUAUAUAUAUGUAUAUGUGCGUGUGCAAUUUGAGUUUUAAUGAGUUGAUGGUUAGGGCAGGGCUAUGUCCUGCAAGCUGUUGUGGUUCCAACCCUGGUGGUAUGUAGUUGGGUCUCAGAGUAUGGAAGAGCUAUGGGUACCCUGAGUGUCUUUUCAGUCUUGCUGGAGGCAAGAAGUAGAACUGGAACUCUCAUCUAUCGACUGAAUCAGUGAAAGGCCAUAAAAGAAGGUGAGAGUGAAAAGGAUUUCAUAUGAUGCCUUUUUACUGUACAGUGUAUGGUACAAAAGUUCAGCUUUUGUCCCUCACCUCCUCUGUAUAUGAACCUAGAAACAACUAGCUGUUGCUUAUUUAAAUAAGUCUCAUAUUCAGCAGGCAACCACUUCUUCUCUGAAGCUGGUAGGCAGGUAUCAUCCGUUAAUUCUGGCUAGCCUAGAUCAGCACUCACCUCUCAGGUUCUUGUUAGAAUGGCAGACCCGCAGUCGAGUCAGCUCCUGCUGUGAAAUGCUUAGACCAGCAUCACCUUAGCUGCCCUCCUGCCUCUCAUCUGUGUCUCUAGAACUCCUGUUGUAAAACACUGACCACGAUGAGGUGGUGCACUCCCUUUCGAUGAUUCGUUUAAAAUGCACUUUCUCUGUUCUUGGCUAGAGCAGGAAAAGGUCUGAAAUCGUGGAAGUUUGGAAGGGAGGGACUGUUUGCUGGCACUGUGAAUUACUGUCAUGUUUUGGUGAGUGCAGAAGUACCCAGGGUAGGGAGAGAGGAAGGAGGCACUGUGGACUCAAAGGUUCUGAUACGUUUGUCUGUACUGUAAGUACUGUCUGUACUGAGAAGACCUGUUGCACCUGAUUUAACUUUGGACCUUAUUAAAUCUGAUUUUAAAAGGACUGUGAAUUCUUGAGAUGAAGGCAGUGCUGACAUCUUGAGUUCUGAUCUCCAUCGUUUGAUUUAUGUAACAGCAUUUUAAUGUGCUUGAAUAUAGUAGAAGCUACACUACAGUAAUAAAUGGGUCAUUAAAAGUUUUUUUAAAAGUUCCUUUUCCCCUAAAGGUUGGUAUUCUUACGUUUACAUAUGAAGAUCAUUUGCACCUUUACAAGGAAAACAAGUAUUCUGUAAACAAAUGUUUACAUUUAUCAUUUAUGCUUUUUUCUAGCAUGAGUAACUUGUAUAAAUAGUGCUAUCUUAAUAAAUUUCUUCUAUGCUAUUC